Molecule: messenger RNA, 4394 nt
Organism: Culicoides brevitarsis
Lineage: Eukaryota; Metazoa; Arthropoda; Insecta; Diptera; Ceratopogonidae
Product: cytosolic carboxypeptidase Nna1-like
Biological process (GO): proteolysis
Molecular function (GO): metallocarboxypeptidase activity; zinc ion binding
Source: RefSeq, a predicted model, not a curated record
AUGGAUUGUGCAUGGAAAUUAGGUGCCAGUGAUCGUGUGCGUUGUUUGCAAUCACAGCUAUUUCCCUACUGCGCUACGUUAGCAGCUAAAGCUGGUUUUCUUGGCAGCUUUCUGUCAAACAGUCUAAAGACAAACCAACUGGAAGUUAAUACCGACGCGCGAACCUUGCGCCCUGUUGCUCGACUGAAAGAACCUCGUGAUCUAUUCGCACUGCCUAAAGAAAGAGACUAUGACUGCCCUCAACAGGCUGCACGAUGGCCCACCGAAUGUCAGGUGUUGGACGAACGAAUCUAUCACAUAGAAUAUGCCCCGGAUCAGCCAGAGCCGUAUUAUCAGCCAACUGGCAAAGAGCUUCAACCAAGACCAGUUGGCGAGGAAAACGGCGUUGUCGUCUACAACUAUCAACCUAUAAGUGCCGUUCAUUACGGAUCGGAAGACAACACGUCUUCAAACAAUGAAUCUGGUAAGGAUUCAUCAAGCAGCAACAACAGUAAACGUAACAGUAGCCACAACAUCGCUAGCAAUAGUGAUUACGGCUCAUAUAAUGAUGAGCCCGAUUUUUGGAACGAAAUAAAUUUUUCUCUGCCUAGCAAUAAGAGCAAGAGUGGCAAUCCCAAAGCCCCUGCCGACAAUAAAUCGGAUUGCAGUGACAAUGACGAGGACGAGGGAACAGUUACGGAUGACGAAAGCAGCAAAAAUGUCGCGUCGUCAUCCGUGAAUCGACGUUGUCGCAGCUCUUCGAGCACGUCGUCCAUGGAGUCUAUCUACAACAGCGAGAUAGAGUCUUUGCAGUGUUACGACGGCGACGUUGACGAAGAUCACCUGCAAAAUAUGGACAAACAGUCAUGCACUUGUGUUAACUUAGUUGAUCGCAAGAUUUUUUGUAGUUGUAGAUUGUUAAAUUUAAGUCAAGUAGAAAAGAAAAGUAGUUGUAGUAAAAACGAUGAAAAACCUAAAAAAGCACGCAAAAAUUCUAAUUCAAAAAUAAAUACUAAUAAAACUGUUCCUCGUGUUCCGCGGCCACCCCGACAAUCCAACAAAUCGAAACGGAACUCCAUUCAACAACCGCAACCCGUGAAACAACAGUUUAGCAGAAGUGCCGUUGGCGGUAGUAAAUACCUGUUGUCAUGCCAUCCGACGCUGGAGCCUACAGACCUUAUUUUCGAAUCACGUUUUGAAUCAGGAAACUUAGCGAAGGCUGUGAAAAUCACCCCAACCUACUAUGAGCUCUACUUACGUCCUGACAUGUAUACCAAUCGACAUACGCAAUGGUUCUACUUUCGUGUCAAAAACACGAAGAAAGGUAUUGUCUAUAGAUUCUCGAUUAUAAAUUUAACGAAGCCGGAUAGCUUGUACAAAGAAGGAAUGCGACCUUUAAUGUACUCGAAUACCGAUGCAACGAACCGCAUGAUAGGAUGGCGACGAUGUGGAGAGAAUAUUGCAUAUUUUAGAAAUGAUGAUAAUGGAUAUUCAAUUAAUAGUUUUGCAUCAAAGUUUGUCAACGCCAAUGGCGAAGAAGAAGAAGAUGAUAAUCUAGCGAAUGUCUCAUUCACACUCACGUUCAACAUUGAGUUCGAACACGACAAUGACACAGUCUACUUUGCACACAGUUACCCCUAUACGUACUCCGACUUGCAGGAUUACUUGAUGGCGAUCCAACGACAUCCCGUAAAGUCCAAAUUUUGUAAGCUACGACUUUUGUGUCGAUCGUUGGCGGGUAACAACGUUUAUUAUUUGACUGUUACUGCACCAUCUGCCCCAGAAGAUGAGAAUCAAAAGAAAAAGAAAGCAAUUGUGAUAAGUGGUCGAGUGCAUGCCGGAGAAUCGCCCGCCAGUUGGAUGAUGAAAGGCUUCAUGGAUUUCAUAACGGGCGAUUCGUUUGUCGCGAAAAAGUUGCGUCACAAGUUCAUUUUUAAGCUAAUCCCGAUGCUGAAUCCUGACGGCGUGAUUGUCGGCAAUACGAGAAGUUCGUUGACGGGGGAUCUUAACAGGCAAUAUCGAACGGUAAUUAGGGAAACAUAUCCGUCCAUUUGGAAUACGAAGGCAAUGAUAAAAAGACUGAUGGAAGAUUGUGGCGUAGCGAUGUACUGUGACAUGCAUGCGCAUAGCCGGAAACACAACAUUUUCAUUUAUGGAUGCGAAAAUUUGAAGAGACAUCCGGAUCGACGACUCUUGGAACAAGUUUUUCCUUUGAUGUUGCACAAAAAUGUCGCUGAUAAGUUCUCAUUCGAAAACUGCAAAUUCAAAGUCCAGAAGAACAAAGAAGGCACCGGAAGAAUUGUUGUGUGGGUUUUGGGAGUGACAAACAGUUACACGUUAGAAGCAUCGUUCGCUGGAAGUACCAUGGGAAGUCGCAAUGGAACACAUUUCUCAACAGCGGACUUUGAGCAUAUCGGAAGAGCCUAUUGCGAAACAUUGAUGGACUACUACGACGAUAACCCAGUGAAACGAGAGUUUCGUCACUCCGUUCGCCGGAUCUUACGAAAACGCAUACAGGAUCAAAUCCUCCAAGAACAGAAGGAAAACAUCGAAAAAUCCGAACGGAAAAACUCGAAAAGCGAAACGAAUGCCGCCGACAGUAUUCUCAUGUCACCGGAAUUUCUCAAAAGUUUUUAUCACUCCCAUCACCGUCUAGAGAAGCGAAAUGAGAAAAUGAGGGAAUAUCGACGCAAGCGGGAGGAAAAGGCGGCGGCACAACGGACAUCAAGUAGCACGCCAGAGAUAUCCGAGGGGAGCGCUCGUAGCUCGAUCAGUACGGAAUCUGGGCGUAGACGAAGGGAUCGCGACGAAGGUGACACAAGUUCAACAAGUACGGAUGACGAAGGGAAAGAUCGCUUAUCGGAUUUGGAAGGGCCGUGUUGUCAACCGUUGAAAGUGCCUCCGUGUUCGCCCGUGCAUGAAGAGAAGCCCAAAAAGAAGGUGAAAAAGAAAACGACUGUGAAAGUGUCGACGUCAAGUGCAGGCGGCGGCGGCACAGGAGGCAAAAAGAAGAACAAAAGUGUCCGAACUUCCAUCUCGAUGCCAACCACAGAUCCGGGAAGUGACUUUUUCGAGCUCAGCACAGACGAGGAACUCACAGAUGUCGAUGGCGACGGAAAUAUCACGCGAGUUCGGAAUCGCAGUAAAGUCAGAGCAACUGAAGGCUAUAAAAAACUCGUCAUGUACGAAUCGCAAACAUCAACGACGCAACUUAUUAUGCCGCCAGAAUUGAUAAUUACCUCAGCAAAGGUCAUUGACGAUCAGCUACAAGAUGAAACUGAAGUCGGAAAAGAAACGGAAGACAUUCCACAGGAAAACAUUCCAAUAGAAGAGAAGGAAAAUUCGGUAGUGACGAAAAAUAUUCUGAAGGAAUUGACGCAACAACAGCCGAAAAAGGAGAAAAGUGAGACAAAAGUCUCAUUUUCACAAAAUAUAAUUAAAGAAUUUCCACCCAUGACUCAUCGAACUAAAUCCUGGCACAGCUUUAAUCGAUGUUUAUCAACAAUCAGGAUUCGGAAUCCAAAUGAUUAUCAAACUGCUGAAAAUUUGCAAUUAAAGUUGUCAUUAAAGAAACAAAUUUGGACUGGAAGUCAAUCGGUCGGCGUUUCAAAUGAUACAACAACAUUGGAUAUUUCUCGUCCUUUAUCAUGGGGAAGAGGACAAAUUAUUAAGCCAGUGCAGUAUGAUAGCAUGGCGCUAUUAACUGCCUGUUCAAAAAAGUUGGCAGAAUGGCAAGAAACUCAGGGAGAUGGCACACGCACUUCUACAAUUUCACAGCAACAACGAAGAAUGCUUGGCGGUGAUGGAGGAGUAGGAGGACGUUCCCCACAGAAAAGUCAAACACAGCCAAAUUUACAAUCAUCAUCAAUUACAACAACAACAACAAUAACUGCCUCAUCAAAGGAGAGAGGAGACACAAACACACAAUCCACGCAACUAGCCAAGAAAUUGUCGCCGGUGCUAAGUGACGGUGCCGCGAACGGCAUGUCGCGAAUUCGUCGCAAAACCAAAGCCAUUUGUCGCAUCGUCGAAACCGCCGACAUUUUGAGUCACUUGACGAAACGCGGAGAGACGAAAGCAUCACCGCCACACCGAACAAUUUUGACGCCCGUCAAGCAAACGACAACGACGACAAAAGACAAGCGUUUCAAGACAUCCGGUUUGGUUGCAACCGCAGUCCAAUCAGCACAAACUCGAAAGUCCCAUCAUGGCAACGGAAUACCGAAAAAAUCCAACCACCGCACAACAAAUAUUGCUCAACGACAACUCUCAUCCCACAUCUACAACACGGAAUCUAGCGAGGAAAAUAGUCGUAGUGUCAAAAUUGCAUUAAGAAAAACCAAAUCAUCGUCCAAUUGUAUGAAAAACAAAUUAGCUAAUGAACAAAACAACAAAAAGACAUCGUAAAGAGUAAU